Messenger RNA from Parnassius apollo (apollo), 318 nucleotides. NCBI's taxonomy places the organism in Eukaryota, Metazoa, Arthropoda, Insecta, Lepidoptera, Papilionidae. The record is from the annotation of a GenBank genome assembly.
AUGGGCGCACUUGUCAGGCCGCCGCUUAUUUACGAGCACGAUAGUGAUCGCGGUUGUGCUAGACGACCUCCAGGACGAGGGUACAGCCAUCAGGUAUUGAAAUACUGCGAGCACCUGCACGGGAAAUGGUACUUCAGCGAGAUCCGGGCAAUCUUCUCCCGCCGCUACCUCCUGCAGAGUGUUGCCAUCGAGAUGUUCCUGGCUAGCAGAACAUCAAUCUUCUUCGCGUUCCCUGAUCAGGCGACAGUCAAAAAAGUGAUCAAGGCCCUACCGAGAGUUGGAGUCGGAAUCAAGUAUGGCAUCCCGCAGACAAGGUAA